This is a messenger RNA of Oreochromis niloticus (Nile tilapia), 1351 nucleotides long. RefSeq names its product signal-regulatory protein beta-2. The transcript has 6 exons. The record is from RefSeq and is a predicted model, not a curated record. Gene Ontology annotation, biological process: response to bacterium. NCBI's taxonomy places the organism in Eukaryota, Metazoa, Chordata, Actinopteri, Cichliformes, Cichlidae. Bases 28 to 1074 code for a protein of 348 amino acids.
AUGAACUAGAAGUGGAUUAAUCAGAAAAUGCUGAUCAUAUUUUGCAUACUAUUGAGCUUCAAUGUUUGUCGGUGCACAGAUGAUCUGUUCUUUGGAACAAAGACUAUGGGUGCUGGAGAAAAUGUGACUCUGACAUGUGCGCGCCCAGCAUCUGAUUAUGAUGCUACCUUGUAUUGGAUCAGGAUUGUUUCUGGAAGCUGGCCUGAAUUCUUGGGAGGAACAUUUGCCUUUGAUUAUGUUGGUGUUAACAAGACUCCUCACAUUACGACAAAACAAGAACCUGGAACAUUUAUUCUGGAAAUAACUGAAGUUAAUCAAAGUGAUACUGGUCUUUACUACUGCAUAAAAGUUAAACUGCUUGCUAUGACAUUUUUAAAGGGAACAUUUCUGAGAAUUAAAGGACUAGAACCAACUAUCAAUGAUACCAUUCAAGUGUUUCCAUCUGAUUAUGUCCAUCCAGGAGACCCAGUGACUCUGCAGUGUUCAGUUCUCUCUAACCCAGAGAACAAAACAUGUCCUCAAAAUCACAGUGUGUUUUGGUUCAGUGUUAGAUCUGAUAAAUCUCAUCCUAAUGUAAUUUAUACAAAUGAAAACAGUGAUAAAUGUGAGAAGAUUCAAGAGGCUUCCUUCACACAGAAAUGUGUCUACAGCUUCUCCAAGAAUGUCAGCUCUGAUGAUGCCGGGUCGUACUACUGUGCUGUGGCCACAUGUGGACAGAUCAUUUUUGGUAAUGGAAUAAGACUGGACGUUACAGCAGUCACCACAUGGAAUUUGCAGAAGGCCAAUACAGCCAUCUUUCUGUUAUGUGCUGGUUUGGUUACAAGUCUGGUUGUUAUCGCCUUCCUCAUUUAUACCAUCAAGGAGAAAAAAUGUAAUUGUUGCAAAGCUAAAAUUUCUGUGUUUCAAACAGAUGUUGGAACAGUCAGUGGUGAGGAGCAGAGUCAGCAGACAGUUGAAGAUUCAGUGGUUUAUUCAUCAACAACUUUCACCUGGAGAAAAACUGACAAAGUGGAGCAAAGGAGUUCCAGGAAAGCAGAGGAAAAGACAGUCUACACUGGUGUGAGAGAUUUGUAGCAGAUCAAAAAUUCACCUGUGGAAAAUGCUAAUCACUAAAACCUGAGCUUUUCUGAAAAUAUGUGGGAAAAUGUAGCACCAUAAACACCACAGGGCCUCUGUUUCACUUCUAAAAAUGCUAAUGUAAUAUUUGAACAAUAUAUUAAAACAAUAUAUUGUGUAAUAUGCAGUUUUUGCCUUGUAUUUAGUAUUGUGAUUUUAAUUUCAUUUUAAUCUCAGAAAACUCUGAAAAGUUAGGCAGUCAUUUUAAUAAUAAAAUAAAUAAUAAUAAAACUAU